This is a messenger RNA of Diaporthe batatas, 813 nucleotides long. RefSeq lists its product as uncharacterized. NCBI's taxonomy places the organism in Eukaryota, Fungi, Ascomycota, Sordariomycetes, Diaporthales, Diaporthaceae. The coding region runs from base 1 to 813 and encodes 270 amino acids. Gene Ontology annotation, biological process: proteolysis. The transcript has 2 exons. The record is from RefSeq and is a predicted model, not a curated record. Gene Ontology annotation, molecular function: serine-type endopeptidase activity.
AUGGCGCGUCUGAUUGCUGGCAUCUGUCCAAGUGCUGUUAUAUAUGUGAUCAAAUUACGCACGUUCGCUGCGCAUAAUUCGGAAAAGCUGCAGAUUGACACCAAGAGUGCAAUCGAAGGGAUCAAACACGCUACGAAGCUGGGAGCCGAGAUUAUAUCCAUGUCCUGGACGGUGAAGCCGCCAGAGGAAGAGGAGACCGACUUCAGGACCGCGCUCCACGAAGCGCUCACGAGAGGAUCAUCCAUGUUCUGUGCGGCUUCUGACCAGGGCAACUUCGCCGACCGGACGUUCCCACACGCUGGCAACCGCGAUACCUUCCGGAUCGGCGGGGCGACGGCGAUGGGCAAAGCCUCGGACACGGUGGGCGACAGGAUGGGGCUGAGCUUCCUCUUCCCGGGCUACGAGGUGGUGGUCGACCACUGGGACGAGGAUAAGGGCAGCGGCGGGCCGUUUGACAAAUUCGACGCGCACUCUGGCUCCUCCGUGGCCACGGCCUUGGCGGCUGGGCUCGCCGCGCUCAUCGUCGAGUGCGUGCGCCUGGGCAUGGUGCACACGAACGAGAGCCCAGAGAAGCAGAAUGACCCGAAUAUCGCCAUCACGCUUGGCGACCUGGCCCGGAUCCGGAAGCCCCAGGCCAUGAAGGAGGCAAUGCUGUCCAUCGGCAUUGACAUGAACACGGGAAAUCAGUACCUGGAGGUCUGGCGACUGUUCGAGGCUAAGACCGCCAAGCUUACUGAAUAUGGGCGCGUAGCGGAUACUAAGGGACAGAUGGAGGUAAUCGCGGGCCUAGCGCGUCAUUUUCUAAGGAAGUGA